GGAAGCUCACUGACUCGCUCCAUCUUCAUCUGUUGUUCUUCUGCCCGUCUAUCCAAGUCGCAAUCAGUAGCCUCUGUUCGACUGUUCCCGUGCCGCCAUGUACUCGAUUGAGCUGAGCUGAGCUGAACUGAACUGACGCGCAUGACCUAGCCAGUCAGUCACCAAGCAAUUCGAUCUCCGUCUACAGUUUUAGAAUUACAGUCAUAGUGGUUUCUGCUGAUGAGGCAGAAACUGGUGGGACUGCUUUCAGUUCUAUCCGCCGUUUUCAUCGCCGCCGCCGCAUCAUCUCAGUCGUCGGCCUUCGACCGCGAUCAGGACCGCCUUGAGAGAUGGCAUGUUCUCGACAGGCACAAUUACUCUUCUCAGAUCAGAAUCCAUCCCAAAAUCCUCCUGCUCGUCUCCGUUCCAUGGUCCGGCGAAUCGAGGUCCUUGAUGCGGGAAAUAGCCGAUUUAGUCGCCGGAAAGCCGGACGAAUUCGGCAGCCUCGAGUUGAUGUAUCUGCAGAGGAACAAGGAGAAGAUGCUCGCCGAUGCGAUUGGUGCCGUGGAGGGAAGAGUGACGGUCUUCUAUCUCCAUCACUCCGUGCCUUACAAGUAUCAAGGCAGGCUUCGAGCAGGGAAUGUUCUGCGCUCGAUUCGUCCCUAUUUGUUGCCUGAUCCUGAAGAAAUUCCUAUCACGGAGCUGAAGACGGAGGAUGAGCUGCGGACGUUCGCUGGAUCAACAGAUAAGGCAGUGCUUCUCAUGGAGUUCUGUGGAUGGACGCGUAAGUUGCUGGCCGGCGGUAAUAAGAACGAGACUACUCGUAGUGGUUUGCGAUUGCAAGGGGAUUUUGCUGGCGCAAAUGGAGAAAGUGAGAAACUACCUAUCUCCCUAGGAAAGGAAAACCAGAAGGUGGCUGGUGAAGAGAAGGCAGCGUUGACAUGUGGUAGCGAAAGUGCAGUCACCGGAAUUCCUUCAAUUGGAGAAUUCAGCUCUGGAAAUGACAGCCUUACUCACCAGGAGGAUGAGUACGGGGAUGCUGAGAAUGCGAGAUCAGGAACUGGAUUGACUUGUACCUAUGAGCAGUUUCAAAAGUUCGAUGCAUUCUUCUCAAAGUUCAUGGCUGUGGCAAGAGAGUACUUUCUGCCUCUCGAAAAGCAUAGAUUCGGUCUUGUUUCAGAACGAUCGUUGCUUUCCUCUCUUGGUAUUGGAGACUCGGGUUCCUGGGUUGUGAUGCUUUCUUACAAUGGAUGCCAAAGUUGUUCAAGGAUCCUGAGGGACAAUGAUGACCUUGCGAGUAUUCUGCAGUCAGAAAAGUGUAUUGUUACUGAGCUGGAAGGCAAUGGGGAGGAUGUUGAUCCUGCAUUACCAACAAAUAAGCCAUCAGUGCUCCUCUUUGUGGAUAGGUUAUCUGAUUCAUCAGAAAUCAGAAGAAAGAGUCGGGAAGCUCUUCAACAGUUCAGAGACCUAUCAUUUCAUCUUAAAGUUUCAGAUAACAUGAGCUAUCAAACGAAUGAGAGGUCCGAAAGAUUGUCCAACCGAGGACUUCAAAAACUGCACGUUCCAUCAUCAGGCCAUCCUGCAUUGAAGCUGUCUCCAACAGUGCAGAAAAUGAAACGAAGAGAGAAGAUGUCAAUCAUGGUCUUAAAUGAUGCUAACCAUGGUAGUUUGGAAAACUUGCAGGUAGAUUUGCAAGGCAAAUCGUUGCAAGAGAUAAUAAAGUAUGUCCUUCAGCAGAAGAAGGAGGCAACACUGAGCUCAGUUGCAAAAGAGGCUGGUUUCCAACUGCUGUCUCAGGAUCUCAGCAUUAAGACAGCUGACUCAUUGCCUUCAGAGGGUCAGGCAGACGCAAACCAAGAUUCAUCAAAAUCUUCUCAGGACAGUCCCAUCAGAACAUUAAUCAAUCUGAAUGAGGUUUCAGUUUUAAGUAAUGAGGAACCAUCGAGUGACGCCGAACAUUCUCAUUUUGAGGAGAACCCAGCCUAUCUGUUCACAUCUGACAAGCCUAUAAGACUUGAUCGACUUGUAUCAGAUGUUGGAAUGUCAGCACAAGAAGGCAUAAAACUAGAAGGGGAUGAGGUUUCAGCUUUCAGUAUUGAGGAAACAUCAAGUGAUGUGGAAUCUUCUCAUGGCGAGGAGAGGCCAACUUAUCUUCUCACAUCUGAACAGCCUACAAAACUUGAUCAACUUGUCUCAGAUGUUGGAAUAUCAGAAUUGAAAGGCAUAAAAUUAGAGGAGGAACAGUCUCUCAGUUUGGACUCGUUGGCGGAAGAACAGCAAGAAGUUGAGAAUUUCCCUGGUUCUUUUUCAUUUUCUGAUGGGAACUACAGGUUGCUAGAGGCCUUGACUGGGGAGACUAGAAUUCCUUCCUUAGUAAUUAUUGAUCCUGUUUCACACCAACACUAUGUGCUUCCUGGAAAUAUAGAUUUCAGCUAUGCCUCGGCAGAAAGUUUUGUUAACAGGUUCCUGAAUGGGAGUCUUUUCCCCUUCCAACUGUCUGAGUCUGAACCUGCAAGCCCUAGGGAAGGUUCCCACCCGCCUUUUGUUAAUCAAAAUUUCCAUGAGGUAGACUCUAUCCCUCGGGUUACAGUUCACAGGUUCCAUGAAAUGGUCAUUGGUUUCAAUCAAUCUGAUGGUGAGAAUGCGGUUGGUGCCUCCUGGAAUGAAGAUGUGUUGGUCCUUUUUAGCAACAACUGGUGUGGAUUCUGCCAGAGAAUGAAUUUGGUUGUUCGUGAAGUUUUUCGGGGCAUAAAAGGAUGUAUGAAUGUGUUGAAGAUGGGAUCUACGGCCAAAGACACAAUUCUCAGUGACACAUCUGAGACGAAGUUUCCAAAAGUCUUCUUAAUGGACUGCACAUUGAAUGACUGCAGUUUGACCUUGAGAUCAGUGGGCAUGAGAGACGUCUAUCCCACUCUUUUGUUGUUUCCUGCAAAAAGUAAAGUGGCUGUCCCGUAUGAAGGAGAUGCAACAGUGAAUGAUAUCAUUGAGUUCAUAGUUAACCAUGGCAGCAAUUCGGAGCAUCUAACCAGUGAGACCGGAAUUUUAAGGAGCGCAGCCAGAAAAGGACGCAAAGUUCAGCAGUCAGGCAAGGAUUCAUCAGCAACAACCAAACUUCAUGACAAGGAUGCCUAUGUCGAGUCCCAGGAGGUCAUAUUGAAACACCAAGCACCAGAAGAAGCCGCAGCCUGUAGCGAGACUGAAUCACACACUUCCAGGCAUUCCAGCAAUUCUGCCCCUCCCCAUGUGGUCAUCGGCACAAUCCUCUCCGCCACGUCAAAGAUCACUUCCCAGCCAUUCGACGACUCACGAGUGAUCAUAGUUGCAGCCGACGAGGGUGCAGGAUACUUUCAGGGCCUAAUGUACAACAAGCCCCUACGGUGGGAGGCCGUCCCCAGCCUGGAAGAAGGGUUGAAGGAAGUGCUGAAACAGGCUCCUCUUUCAUUUGGUGGUCCACUCGUGAGAUCCGGACUGCCAUUUGUCGCUUUAACAAGAGCAGGAGGACCUAGAGAUGGUCAUCCACACUGGCCUGAGGUUGCUCCGGGGGUCUACUUUCUCGAUCAGCAGAGCACUGUCAAAGAAAUCGAAGCGAUCAGAUCAGGAGAUCGUGAAGUAUCGGAUUACUGGUUCUUCCUGGGGUUUUCGAGCUGGAGCUGGGAACAGCUGUUCAACGAGAUCGCGGUGGGUUCCUGGGAUGUUCACGAGAAGGGCAUUGAGCAUCUGGAUUGGCUGUCGUAAACCCAGUUUCUGUUUGUUCACGAGAAGGUUUUAGUUUAGAAGAAUCAUUUUCGUGACAUAAACCAUAACAUUUUCUUUUGGGUUUAGCCGUGGAUUUAAAUUAAUGGCGUUUGCAGUAGAGGUGGCAGUUCGAUUCAGUUAACCUAACUAAAAAAUCAUUAGAAACUGAAAUCUGAAGUAGCCAUUGUCCCAAAACCGGAACUGAUAAGCACUUAACGGUUUCAAUUU
Messenger RNA from Linum tenue, 3942 nucleotides. Lineage: Eukaryota; Viridiplantae; Streptophyta; Magnoliopsida; Malpighiales; Linaceae. The record is from the annotation of a GenBank genome assembly.